AUGGCUCCCUCCAGCACUAGUGCUGCCUCCAGUAAGAAGCCUUUGUCCACCAAGACAAAGCCCAAGGCUUCUUUGAUCAAGAAGCCUUCCACCACAGAUAUGAAAAAAGGUUCGAGGUCUCAGAAGGCCUCUGGUAAGAAGACUCAGUCAAAGGAGUUGACACCAGAGCUGGAGCCUGUGGCCAAUCACCCAGAGUCAAUUGCAAAACUGGUGUCCAUGAAGGUUAUGCCCUCAAAGAAGGCAUCUGCACCCCCUUCAAAGACCUUGACCCUGAAGUUGAGGGUCUCUUUGACUUGUUCUUCAAGGCGGGUCAAACAGGAACUGGAGGCACACAAAGAGCCUGAGGAGGGGCAAGAGGUCAAAGCUGUCACCAAGUGGCACAAAGUAGAGGAGGAGGACCAAGUCAUGGAUGAGAUCAUUGUGAAGGAGACCACUCUGGAGCCAGCAGGGAGUGAUGAGGAACAGGAGCCACCCAGCAAGGAUCUCCCUGAGAUCCUCGCCAUGGUACCAGCCCCCAAUGAGGACCCUGAGGCCUGGCAGAAAGUCAGCAGAGUCUCAAAGUUUUGGGUCGAGCUGAUCAAGUGGAUCACAAAGAACAAUUCAAAGGAGCAGUGGCAGUUUGUGCCUCCCAUGGCGGCAUCAUACAUGGGUCCAGCAUUCAAGGUGCAGUGGUAUGCUUACAUGGGGAAACAAAUCACUGUGAAGCUGGCAACUUGUGGGGGCCCAGUUUACUUGCUGUUUGAGGAGUGGGUAGAGAUGCCAAGGAUGGCUGUGGUAGGGAGGGAUGACAAGCCGCCAUUUGAUACAUGGGUGCUCAGGCAUCAGGCAGAUCACAAGGCAGUUCAUGCCAGUGACAAGGAGCCAGAUGAGAACCUUGAAGCCACAAUUGAGGCCAAACAAGGGGUUUGGAAUGUGCUGCCUGAGAUCAAGAAGACUCAACAUUUGAACAUUGUUCAGAUGUAUCAAAUGGCCGGCAUUGAAGGAAGCCCAGUGCUGCCUGAUCUGAAGGUAGUGACACCAGUUCCCUUGCCCAAGAAGGCAACCCUGUUGAGGGUUUCCAUCUCUGCCACUGCUUCUUUGCCUUCUCUGCCUCCCAAGUCCCUGUCUGUGGUUGAGUUGAUGCCUGCUCCCAACAACAACAAGAAGAAGACAGGCAAAACACCAAAGAAUAAGCUCAGCGAGGAGCUCUUGGCACUGGCUGCCAAGGCCAAGCCUGAUCUGCUGUCAGCAUCAGAUGGGGUCCUCUGGUCUCUUUAG
Dacryopinax primogenitus is the source of this 1257-nucleotide messenger RNA. RefSeq lists its product as uncharacterized. The transcript has 9 exons. NCBI's taxonomy places the organism in Eukaryota, Fungi, Basidiomycota, Dacrymycetes, Dacrymycetales, Dacrymycetaceae. The record is from RefSeq and is a predicted model, not a curated record. The coding region runs from base 1 to 1257 and encodes 418 amino acids.